ACAGAGUAUCUCUCACACACGCUCACACACGCUCACACACGCACAGAGGCUCAGACCUUCAGGGAAAUAAGAGAAGAUAUUUGAAGCUCCCCUGAGCUGGACUACUUCAUCUGACAGGGGAAACAUGUGGAGGAAAAUCUGACAAAGUGGCAGAAAGCAGAGAGGAAAGGAAAAAAGGACCAGUUGGAAAGUGUGUGUGUUACGAGAGAGAGAGAGAGAGAGAGAGAGAGAGAGAGAGAGAGAGAGAGAGAGAGAGAGAGAGAGAGAGUUUACAGGAGCUGGGCAGAGAGGAGGAUUGUCUGUCCUUUAACUCACACAUCCACUGGACCUGAACCAACCGGUGCGACAUGCUCUUAUAUGGCCUGCUGACAUUAAAGUAACCAGAGAGGAGAAGGAGGGAUACGUAAGUGGAGGAGAGGGGUCAACUCAUCAGGAAUUCUCAGAACAUAAGGAAGAAAGACGAUGUGAAUUGGCUGAUCAUCAUGUGGAAUCAGAGCUUUUGCUUCACACAGCAGAGAAAGUUUAGUAACGGCGCACCCAGACAAAGCCUGACAAAGGCCUACUGGACUUGACAGCAUCAAAAAGAGAAGCCAGCUGGUAGGUCAGAAGCAGGAGGAGCGAAAGAGGAUAUGUGUGACUUGAGACAGACGAUGUAAGAUAAAGCAAAAGAUGAGAAGGAAGACAAUUAGAUUGAUGAAAGGAACACUAGAGACUGAAGGUGAGAAUUGAGAGGUCAAGCUUGAGAGUGAAAGGAGAUUAAAUAACAUACUCUACUAUCAGAAAAAAUAGCUCUCGGAGAGUAGAAGUCUGAACAGGCAGGCACUGUUAAGACAGAAAUAAGCAGGAGAUGAUCAUGCUUUUUCGUCGCAUCCACAAGUUCAAGUGCGUACAGCUGCUGACCACAGGCCUGGUACUGUGUAUGGUGAUGGUCUCCAGGGAGGAGCUGGACCACCAUGUAGUCAGUCACAUGAGAUCCUAUACGUACCGCUAUCUGGUCAACAGCUAUGACUUUCUCAAUUCAUCAUUCAAUAUCGCUUCCAAACAUCACCAUGGACAGGAUGGUUCUGACAGUGUGGAUGGGAGAUUAGGGAGGUAUCCAUACCUCAUUAACCACCCAGGUAAAUGUAAAGGUGAUGGAAAUGGCUGGGAGGAUGUCCUCUUGCUUCUGUUUGUGAAAUCAUCACCAGAGAACUUUGAGCAGCGUCAGGCUAUCAGGGACACAUGGGGAAACGAGAGCUUCCUUUUGUCAGAACUGAGGGCAAACGUGAAGGUGGUGUUUGCCCUCGGCAUGCACCCAGAUGUCAAGCGGAGAUCAAGGGUUCAGAUUGCACUGCAGCAGGAAGACCAAGCCUAUAGAGACCUGAUUCAACAGAACUUUGCGGACACUUUCCACAACCUUACUGCCAAACUGAUCCUGCAGUUCCACUGGGGCCAUGAGUACUGUCCUCAAGCACGGUUCUUCAUGUCUGCGGACGAUGACAUCUUUACUCACACGCCCAAUUUGGUUAAGUACUUGAGGCAGCUCAUGAGUAGCCAGUCAGGGGCUAGACAUCUAUGGGUUGGGCAUGUACAUAGAGGAUCCCCUCCAAACCGCCGUAAAGACAGCAAGUAUUUUGUCCCCUAUGAUCUGUACCCCUGGCCUUCUUAUCCAGACUACACUGCUGGAGCAGGAUAUGUAGUUUCAGGGGAUGUGGCCGCUAAGAUCUACCAUGCAACUCUGAUGUUGAAAUCCUCCAUCUACAUCGAUGAUGUUUUCAUGGGGAUUUGUGCCAAUGUCAUGGGGGUUUCUCCCAAGGAGCAUGUGCACAUUUCAGGGGAGGGCAAGGCUCCAUACCACCCCUGCAUCUAUGAUCACAUGAUCACAUCACACGGUCACACUACAGACGUGCGCUCACUGUGGCAAGCAACAAUAGACGCUAAAGUGUACAGCAGAGGAUUUAAGGGUCAUCUGUACUGCACAGCAGUGAGAGCGAUGCUGCUGUGUCUGCCAUAUUAUCAGACCACAUACCCCUGUAUGGCUGCUUUUACGUAAGUGGUCUUUAGAUGAUGCUCAGAGUGCUGUAUGCUAAAUGUGCUAAACAAACAAAUGACGUAUUAUUUCACUGUUUGCUGGUUGUACUAUGUGUGUGCUAUUUUGUAACAAAGAUCACAGCUGUUCUGUUAAAAAAACAUUAACCUAGCAGUUAUUCAAUCAUUAGCAGAAUUGGGUUUCACAUUGUUUAAGUUAAGGACAAAAGAGGUCCCCCCCCCACAGGUUCUGUUUACAUGAGGAUCUUUUGUCUCGGUGAACACACAUCCACAGGGCUUCUCAUUGUUAUUCACCUGUCAACCCCUGAAGAGAUUUAGUUCUUUCUGGAAAGUCUUACAUCAUUUCUGAACUAGCCCGUUAAAUACUAUUACUUAUUAUGCAACUGAGGCAAUUAAAUCAUUAAAAGGCUAUUAAUAAUGCAUAUGAAUUGCUUCAAAUAUGUUUACACUUCUGGUUAAAUGUGUGAUACUGUAUUUAAAAGUAAUAAAUAGAUGAUACACAAAAGAA
Molecule: messenger RNA, 2536 nt
Organism: Hippoglossus stenolepis (Pacific halibut)
Lineage: Eukaryota; Metazoa; Chordata; Actinopteri; Pleuronectiformes; Pleuronectidae
Gene: b3gnt5a
Product: UDP-GlcNAc:betaGal beta-1,3-N-acetylglucosaminyltransferase 5a
Exons: 2
Coding region: 848-2032 (394 amino acids)
Biological process (GO): brain development
Cellular component (GO): membrane
Source: RefSeq, a predicted model, not a curated record